GAGAUCGUGCCGAAGACAAGACGAUCAGGAGAGGAAGAGAGCAGUGCAGAGCAGUCAAGUGAAGCAUAAAAGCCCAGGCAGAGAUGCACAGAUCUUUCGUAAUGUGAGAAGACAAGACUUUCUGAUGGAAUCAAGCAUCUACUGCAUCCGCGUAUCGAAAUUUAGUGGUAGCAGAAAGUAGCAAUAUCACGUCAUUUGCGUUUCAAAUCAGGGUAUCGGAACUCUGCCCCGAGGAGGCAGCUGGGGAAAUUAAAAUUCGAAAGUUUUAAGAAUGAACGGUGCUCGUGGAAUGAUGCCUCCAUCUCAGACAGCACCUAUCCCACCUGGUCUUCAAGGAAUUUACAGCAUACUUAGGAGAAUAUAUCCAGAUCAGCCAAAUCCUUUACAAGUAACUGCCUUGCGAAAGUACUGGCUUAAUGGACCUGAUCCAUUGGAUUACAUUACAAUGUUUGCCAAUCCUGGGAAUCCAAAUGAAGGAGUUCCCCCUCAUUGGCAUUAUGUCAGUUGUGGUUUGUCAGACCUUCAUGGUGAUGGCAGAGUCCAUGAUGUCACUGGGGAUGAUGGGCCAAGCGGUUUUGGAUUUGAACUUACAUUUAGGCUGAAAAGAAGCCCCAGUGAUUCAUCUCCUCCAACUUGGCCUGCAGAACUGAUGCAAAACUUAGCUAGAUAUGUUUUUCAUUCUGAAAAUAACUUAUGCAGUGGUGAUCAUGUUUCAUGGCAUAAUGCUUUAGAUGGGAGCAACCAGUUCAUCCAGCAGAUGUUGAUGGCAGAUGAUCCCCACAUCCCUCAAAUAAACACCCCCUUUGGAUAUGUUGAUUUUGUCCAGAUCAUUGGUGUUUGCAAUCAGGAACUGCAGGCAGCCCAGCAUUGGAAUGGACCAGCAGUACUUGAACUUAUGAGGUCAAUGCCAGAUACUGGAGGUGCGUGGCUAGUCACAGACAUGGAGAGGACUAAAAGCAUAUUUGAGACAAAUUCCUCCCUGCAGCAAAGGGUUGAAGAGGGAAUAUCUAGAGAGGGCUCGAAUUUGAGUGGAGUCAGUGCAAAGUGUUGGUGGGCUAGUUGCAGUCAGGAGUCAAUAUACAAAGCAGGAAGCAGAAUUGAAAAUGGGACCUUUACUGAACCGGAAUCAAGACCCACAAGCACAACAAAAUCAACAAGGAUAACGGAUCCAUCUUUUGGGAGAGAAGACUCCGAACUGGGAGACGGGCCUGACAGCAGACUAUCCAAUUACAGCACAGUGAGUGAACUUGUCAGGGCAAAACAACUUGAGGCUGUGCAACUGCGAUUUAACCUUGAGGCUGCUUCGUUGCUCCCUCUUGUUUUAAGAGGUCGGCUUGCCCAUGGUCGUCAUUUCACGUUCAAAAGCAUUAUAACAGACUCUGCAAUCACUCUUGUGUCUAGUGAUGUAACAGGAACAAGCGUUGAUGAACAGUGCCCGUAUGCUGCUUGUGGAACGUGGCUGCAGGUAUUGAUACCAGACGACUUUAUGGAUCUCCUAAUUAGAGAUUUAGAUGACCUCACCAGGCCCGAGGAGGUACGAUUGCCAAAACAGUACGUGUGGCCAGGAAGGAACAUGAUGAUAACAGUCGUUGAUGAGGCGGAAUAAUUUAUUAGUUCUGUAAGUAAUAUACCUAAUCAAAAUAUAUUCAUUUGGAAAACGAUGUUUUCAUUAUUAAUGUAGAUUUCAGUCUUAGUUUCGUAGCAAUUGGUUGUGAAUUUUUAUAGAUAUAUUUCAAUUAUUUAGAAUACUUUGGUCAGUUAAAAAGUUAGUGUUUGUUUUUCGUAAUAUUUGAGGGUAAAGUGUCAUUUGAUGUUGUCCAUCAAGUAUAUGAUAUUUUCUUUCCGAAGGAUUAUUAAGGACUCUUCUCAAAGUAACCUUCGGGUCUCCCUUUUCAACUUGCUAUAGGAGCUUUUAGCUGUAUCUUACUGUGGUAAGACCUUGUCGCUCUGGUCCCCUUGGUGCAUGCAGCUCAACAGACAAGUCAAGAUUUUUCUGUUCAUUGGUAAAGACUUCAUAAAGGGCUAUCUACCCGUGAUUUUUUGGUUAUGCUGUGCAUGUUUGGUCUUCUACUCUCGAAUCCUUUGAUGAAAUAAAAGUGAUUUCUCUCGACAUUUCUGAUCUCUUCAGACCCUUGAUAAUGUCUUGCACAAAGACCGUCUUUAUGAACUCCCCUUGUAUGAUCUGUGCCAUACCUUAUCAAUUUGAUUGGCAGCUUUCUCUGUGAUUGGUAGAUUGUCAGUAGAAUCGAUGGCGACUACAGUCCUCACUCAAGUGAUAGUGGUGUUCCACAUGGGGUCUCUGAUCUCUCCUGUUUGAUCCAUCCUUUUCAUCUUUUCGACCCCUCUGCCUUUGCAAGUAUUUGUUCUGUCGAUAACACAUAUGUAGACAUCUUGAAUCAAGCAUGAGCUAACACUAACAGUUAUAGCAGCAGAUAACUUUUUUUAUUAAAGCCUAAACAGAAAGUGAAUAUUUUAGGUACUCAUAGUUCUAUCGUUUUGUAGAUAUUGCAAAAAAGUUAGCUGUGCGCUGGUAUUACAAAAAAUAUCUUGUAUUUAACCUUUACUAUACAGCUUUGUAAUAGAAUAUCGAUUGUUUUUUUGUCCUUUUAUUGGUUGAGCUAUUGAAAUCAAAUUCGAUUAUAUAAG
Rhopilema esculentum is the source of this 2646-nucleotide messenger RNA. RefSeq names its product suppressor of fused homolog. NCBI's taxonomy places the organism in Eukaryota, Metazoa, Cnidaria, Scyphozoa, Rhizostomeae, Rhizostomatidae. Gene Ontology annotation, cellular component: cytoplasm; nucleus. Gene Ontology annotation, molecular function: transcription factor binding. The record is from RefSeq and is a predicted model, not a curated record.